GUAGAAUUGAUACAUAGCCAAACACAGACUUUUUUCUAAAUUUUUCAAUCUCCUCGUUUUUGCCCUCGUCUGCCUUCAUUUGUACCUUUUACCAUGGGCAAAAACAAAAACCGAGGAAUGGGUUCCAUGCUCGACGCAUACAUGUCGUCCUUAGAAGUGAAUACGAACGGUGAAGAAACUCCAUUACCGGAUAGCAUGAGAGUGUCAACGCUACUGGAACAAAUUGGAGCUGAGCGUUCAUGGACCUCUCAACAAAUGGAAUCUGAUAUAUCCAUCCUCGCACACAAUCGAUUAUACUUUGUGAGAGAUCUACGCGUGCUUUCUAGCGAAAGCUGGAAGACGAUCACGUUACUGCCCAUUGUUAAAGAUCUUUUACAAAAGGCAAUUAAUAUUGGUAUUGAGUCUGAAUAUGAUCGAAGAAAGAGAGAAAAGUACGAGAGAAAAUAUUCAGACAAAAGUUCAGACAAGAAGAAAGACAAGAAGAAGGACAAGAAGAAGGACAAUCAUAAGAGCGACUCUUACCCAAGCGAGUUCUCUGGUGAGGUUCCUGUCGGUGUUACCAGUGAUGAUCCCGACACCCUUCGUAACACAUUACAGAACUCAUCCACAUCUUUGUCUGGUGCAAAUGGUGUCAAUACUGAUAAGAGUGAUCUGCCUUUAAGCCCAAAAUCACUAUCACUGAAAAUGGUUUCCUUCGACAAUGAACCAGCCAUUAUUCAAGAGAAGGAUGGCGAUACAGUUAAGGAAGGAGCUGAAGCUGCCAAAUCCAGUGACACUGCUGAUUCGAGUGAAAGCGAAACGUCCAGUGAUUCAACAUCAGACGAUGAUAGACCUCUUACACGGCCCUCAAAUAUGACAACAUCAAAGCCGGCCACGCCAUAUAGGAAAAUCAAAGCUUCUGGAAACAAAAUACAUGUAAUGACUACAAGCGGCCAAGCAUACGAAUGUGAUCGAUACUGUCCACAUAAGGGAGUUGAUCUUGUCACAUGGGGACAAGUCGUUGGUAAUAAUGUUAUCUGCACAAAGCAUAACUGGUCAUUUGCGCUAGAUAGAGAUGGUACGAACAGCAAGGCAUCCAAAUCGCUGCACGCUUGCAAAAUUAAUGAUUGGUAAAUAUUUGCUUCCCAGUCGUUGCGGUGGACCUUAGAUAAUGUAGCAAUCCUUUAGUCAGUAUAAAUGGGCCCUGCCAAUAAAGAUAGUGCCGAAGUGUUUUCUGUAUCUCAAACUCCA
Messenger RNA from Umbelopsis ramanniana AG, 1230 nucleotides. RefSeq lists its product as uncharacterized. The transcript has 7 exons. Gene Ontology annotation, molecular function: 2 iron, 2 sulfur cluster binding. The coding region runs from base 94 to 1113 and encodes 339 amino acids. NCBI's taxonomy places the organism in Eukaryota, Fungi, Mucoromycota, Umbelopsidomycetes, Umbelopsidales, Umbelopsidaceae. The record is from RefSeq and is a predicted model, not a curated record.